AUGUCUAGCGGGUGGGUUGAUCUAGCCAGCUCUCCCAUUUUUCUUACUCUACACUGUCGCCUCCCCCUUCUUUGAAUGUCUAGUUUUCCCCCAUCUCUUUCCCUGAGACUGCAAGUCUAAAGAGGCUAUGACCACCACAAACACUUCUACACCAUCCGCAGCCAUUAGUGGAGUUACUGAAGAGGAUUCAACUGCUUGUCUGAGCUGCAGCUGAUUCACCAUGUGGCUUUUCGUUUUGUUUCCCCAUUAGGAGGCAGGAGGAAGGUCGGGUCUGUAGUGUCAUCUAUUUUGUUUUCAAACAGAUUGCUUAUUUAAGUCAACUAGGUAGACAAAGGUGAAAGUCCUGUGCUCAUGUGUCACAAGACAUUACAUCUAGGCCCUACUCGAUCAGAAUAAUGAAGGGUAAGGUUCCUUCUCACUCGUGGGGAAGCCAAGGAAGGAACCAUACAUGUCCUGUUAUAGGCCUGGCCCUGGAUACAACUGAACUGUACAUGUCCUGUUAUAGGCCCUGGAUACAACUGAACUGUACAUGUCCUGUUAUAGGCCCUGGAUACAACUGAACUGUACAUGUCCUGUUAUAGGCCCUGGAUACAACUGAACUGUACAUGUCCUGUUAUAGGCCCUGGAUACAACUGAACUGUACAUGUCCUGUUAUAGGCCCGGGAUACAACUGAACUGUACAUGUCCUGUUAUAGGCCCUGGAUACAACUAAACUGUACAUGUCCUGUUAUAGGCCCUGGAUACAACUGAACUGUACAUGUCCUGUUAUAGGCCCUGGAUACAACUGCUAUCUUAGUGAUGUGCCACUGCCCUCUUUGUGUGAGACGUCCAAGAUUAGGUUAAAUCUUGCUGGUCUGCCGGCCGGUAGCACUUCUUCUUCCCCAGCAGGGCCCUACCCAGGCACACCAGGCUCUAUGUUCACAGCUGGGCGAUGAAUGGGGGUUAAUCAUCAUGUUGGAGUAAUAUAAUCAUAUGGAUGACCUUAUGUCAUGAUGAGCUGUAGAGAUGACUGUCUGUCACUGCAGCAUUUAUAUACUUUUUCCAUGGACUAGGUCCAUUUGAGUUAAGGUGCUAAUUGUCUAUGCCUUGCCAAGCUGACUGUAAGGUAGGAACUCCAUCAACCAGACACGUUUGUAUUGAAGAGCUCCCUGACCUGAGAAGUUCACGACCCACUGUUUUAUCAGUCAUCAGAUGGGGAGCUUUAUGGUUCUUCAGUUACCUCAGUUGCUGUUCUGAGGAGUUGCUGCCAGGUGUUUAAUGAAGUCUCAAUGCUUGUGUGACGCCCAAUGCCUGUGGCUAAGCUGGCCAUGGAUCAUUUUGUUUCUUAUGUACAUCAUUCUGGGAUCUUUUUUGCGAUCUUGCUGUAUGGGAAUGAGCUGUUCCAUCUGACUGAAUAGGCUCUGUCCAUCCUUUUGUUGAAGACCAAAGGUAGUCAGACAUUUGACAUCACACCAUUGCUGUGAUUGUGUGUAGUGUAGCACACUAGCCCUAUAGCUUAAUGUGGCUUGGAGUUUUUUUCUAGAGUCCAAAACUCCCUAAACAUGGAUGAAGUUGUAAAACAAAACCCUUUUAAACCCGUCAUUAGAUCGGCUAUUAAUCGGUUUAACUAAAUUAUAACCGUUUAGGCUACAAGUGGCACAGGAUAGGAUAUUUUGUUUGUGAUUAGCUGAAAACCUUGGCCACUGUUGGCUAAGCCAGUUUGAGGCUACUACUUGCAGGGUUGCUUAUUGUGAUGGUUUGGCAUAUAGCUGGGUUAUAGCCUAUAACCUCCAGUUAACAUGCUUUGCACCAGAUAUUACCGUAAUUUUCGGACUAUAAGCCGCGCCUUUUUUCCAAUUUUUCGACCCUGCGGCUUAUAUAACGGUGCGGCUAAUCUAUGGAUUUUUACAGCUAACGGCCACUAGAAGACCUCCUAAAUAUAUGGAUUUUACAGGUUACAGUCCACCAACUUUAACUCUAUGGGCUCUAUGACCGGUCCGCGCCCCCCACCUUUAAGCGGCGGGCUCCAGCAGGAAAAGCUGGAGGCCGGAAAAGAGUGAGACAGGUAGCGCGCAAAAGUAAAAGUGGAACCGAGAGUGGUACGAGAGACAGAACGAGAGACAGAACGAGAGCAAGACAGACAGACAUUACGAGAGCGAGACAGUUUGUGCAAAGGAAGUUUUCAUGCACAAACCCUCAUUAUGGAAAACAAAUGUAGAAAUGCAUAUGAUGCAGCUUUUAAGUUAAAGGCAGUCAAUCUGGCUGUAAAAGAAGGAAAUAGAGCUGCUGCACGUAGCCUUGGCAUCAAUGAGUCAAUGGUGAGACGUUGGAGACGCCAGCGGGAAGAACUGUCUCAGUCUCAAUGCAAAAAGUCAAAAAAAGCUAGAUGGCCCGAACUUGAAGACUUUUUUGAAGAUUGGAGAGCAGACGGCCGAGGUGUUUCCACCGUGCAGAUCCGACUGAAAGCUGAAACAGUCGCCACCGAAACGAAAAUUGAAAAUUUUAGAGGUGGACCAUCCUGGUGUUUCAGAUUUGAGACGAAAGGGACUGUCCAUCAGAACCCUUACAUAUGGUAAUCAAACAUAAUUAAACAUUAAAACACCUGCGGCUUAUAGUCCAGUGCGGCUUAUAUAUGUACACAUCAUUCAAUUUAGCUGCUGCGGCUUAUACUCCGGUGCGCCUUAUAGUGUGGAAAAUACGGUAGUUCUACUGUAAGCUAGCUACAUAAUGCUAGUAGUGACCUGGUUAGAGUAUUGUAGAGAAUUUCCCCAAGUUGUGGUCUUAACAUAGACUUCAAGACCUUUCUAUUAAUGCUUCUCUUCUCUCUCUCUAGGAUGGCUUGGACGCGUUGGUGUACGACCUUGACUUUCCAGCCCUGAGAAAAAACAAAAGCAUCGACAACUUCUUGAAUAGAUGUAAGUAGCUGGCCCAUACAAGGCUCUUCUCCCCAUAUGUCCUCCUUCCUUUGUGCAGAAUCCCUCUGUCACUUCCAUCAAAUUUGUAGAACACACACGCAGGCAGACGAUAGAGUGGAGGCUGUUUUUGGGUCACCGCCUCGCCUCUAUACAGGCCAGGGCACAAUUGUGUCUGCAGCUCAGCCCAUUCGGUGUCCCCAACAAAGGGGCUUUAAUUAGUGGCUGGUGACCCACAUGGUGUCUAUCAUGACUGGUUCACCACUAAACCCCUUCAGAAUGGGGGACCACCAUGUCUAUAUGACUGUGGAACUUAUAUAGAGUCUAUGGCAUUUUAACAAAAGGACUGUCUGCAACUUUGGCGUGUCAUUAGUUUAUGAAUAUGGUUAUAUAUUUUAAAUGUAUGUGGCUACAAUGGCAGUAAAGCAUCUACCAUAGAUGACGACAAUUCUUCACAAACUGUUCCCCGUAUUAGAAACAAACUGUCAAUACAAGCUACUGUAAAGCCUUUGGGCUAAAUCUGUCACAGGCUAUUUGUUCAAUUAGUCUUGCUGGGUACUUCUUUCAGUGUUGGAGAGGCCUUGAAGGACAUUAUGGUAAUAGUUAGCUGUUUUGAGAGAGGAGCUGGUUGCCAAUGGCAUCCCCUCAGGGGGUCUGUACUCUUUGUACUGCUAGUGCUCUCCUCCUUGCGGACUACUAACCCAUGACAUAUAGUCUAAUCAUAUUCUGUAUGAGACCAGUAGCCUAUAGGCCUAGGCUACACUCAGUCACAUUAGCCGACAGCUCUGCGGACAGCACAAACACCUGAUUUUAUUUUCUCCCCCCAUAUUUUAGUCCAAGCAUCUCUGAAUAAAAUCGUGUUUAAAAUGCUUCUAAAAAUGUAUGUUUAUCGCACUGUUUUUUAAUACCACUUCUCAAGUAGGGGGUUCAUGUACUUUACUUUCUGAAACCCUGAAGCUGUAACUGCUGGAAACGACUCUGCAUUCAAAAUGGUCUCAUUUUAAUAGUUCUAGUCCUUGGCUUUAUUUUUAGAUCAAUUGACCUCUGAUGCACUGCACUCAGCCCCCCUUUUUUUCCAUGCAUUCUUGUGCCAGUUGUGACCCAUGCAAAUAGAAAAACGAUCCCUCCUGUUCAGCUAUGACCAAAUUUGGCUGAAUACUAUCUUCCCUAGGGUAGCGGAAGCCAGAGUUGUUACAUCAGUUAGGCUCUCAGUACUGUAACACACUCUGUAAAGCAGUCAGUGGAGAAACGCUAUCAGCUGAAAGACAGAGGUUUCUUUAACUGCUUUGUCUGCCAGAAAACACACAACCUUGGAUGGUAUGAAUGAUAUCUCUGGAGACCGUAUGCAACCCAAAUGUAGAGAGCAUGUCAAGGAUCACUCGUCAAGGUUAACUGGUGUGUAUGCAACAUCCAAGUUCAAUGGUACUGAUACUUCAGAUAUCCAGUGACGUUAUUAUUACAGAUUUUCAUCUGCUGUUUUAUUUUUAUCUUUUUUUAGAAAUCUCUGCCUGAGUCGGUGGACAAAGUCCCUUUAGUUAUUUACUGAUCUACCCAGGUUACCAGCUUACCCUGUUCUAACAAGUUUCCUCUUAAUGUCAUCUCUCCACCUCUCUUCUUUAGAUAAGGACACCAUCAGUAAGAUCCGGGACCUGCGGAUGAAAGCGGAGGACUAUGAGGUGGUCAAGGUUAUUGGGAGGGGGGCGUUUGGAGAAGUGCAGUUGGUGAGGAUUGCUAUUAUGGUUAUGCUAAUUUGUCCUGAGUGAAUCACAUCAAGUUUUAUGUGUCUGCCCUUUAUACAUCUAGUGCAGACAGAUAUAGGAGUAUAACAUUAUUAUUAUUAUUAUUAUUAUUAUUAUUAUUAUUAUUAUAUGGCUAUAGGUUUGGCUUGAUGCAAGCCAUAUGCCCUAACUAGAUUCUCUCCUCUCCCAUCUCUCCCAGGUAAGACACAAAGCCACGAUGAAGGUAUACGCCAUGAAGCUGCUUAGCAAGUUUGAGAUGAUCAAGAGGUCGGACUCUGCUUUCUUCUGGGAGGAGAGGGACAUCAUGGCCUUUGCCAACAGCGCCUUGGUGGUGCAGGUAUGGAUAAUUGAAUAGUGCAUAGUUCUUUAUAGAGACUCCCUAGUCUCGUCCUCACUUUGCCUACUAGGAACAAUAUGUUAGGAAGCACAGUGAUUGAGAUUCAGGCAAUUGUAACAGAAUAUUCAUGCUAUUUCCAUUUCUUGCUUCUUUCCCCUCCAUUCCUCCUAAUGAUGUUUGGUCACUAACCCUAAUCUCUCCCCCCCCAGCUGUUUUAUGCGUUCCAGGACAACCGCUACCUCUACAUGGUGAUGGAGUACAUGCCCGGUGGAGACCUGGUCAACUUGAUGAGCAACUAUGACGUCCCUGAGAAGUGGGCCCGCUUCUACACCGCCGAGGUGGUUCUGGCUCUGGAUGGGAUCCACGCCAUGGGAUUCAUACACAGGUACUACUGUUGCUGUUACUGGUACUGGACCUCUUCUACUCUAAAGGUCUCUUGAGUGUCUCUAUGUCUACCUCUUUUCUGUAGUGGCAGUUUUCGCCACCCUUCUAAAGCCUCCCUGAAUUUGAGAAACUUUCUCUUGACAGGGACUUAAAUCACCAGUUGAAUGUACUGUUGUUGGUUUGAGAAUGCUUUGCUUGUAUGAUAUCAGGUUUUAGGUUAGAGAACUGCUGGUUUGUUAUAUUACUUUAUACCAUGGCAUUGUUGAAUACUUGUUUCUGAUUGGCUUGAAGGGCAUUCUAGAGCGUGCAUUAUUUCCCUAUAACGCAUGGUAUAUUUGCAUGGUAGAAUUCAAUGGCUAUAGUUCAUUCUUACAUGUUAUGUGAUUGAGCUGCUGUUGAAAGCAAAAUCCAAUUGAAAACAUUGGCGUUGCUGAAUUCAAAUUUCAUAAUAGCAAGCUAGGACUGCUGGUUUGGUUAGCUAAAGUAGCAAGUCUGUUUGUUUGCUUAAACAAGGCAACUACUGUUACUAUCUAGUAAACUUGCUAGCUACUUUCGUGGAUGUUGAACACAUUUGUAGCGGUAAAUGUGUUUAAUUAUAGCCAUGGUAUAAAAGGGAUAAUCAACUCAGGGUUUUAUGUGUUCUCUGGAAACGUAAUGCAACUCAGUUGAAGGUCAGUUUCACUCCGCUAGCACAUCAUGGAAGACACCUUCCAUGUCGUUCAUUAUUUUCCAGAGAACGCAUAGCCGCUUGUUGAUUAUCCCUUAAGUGUCUUUUUGUGUCUUUUCAGGGACGUGAAGCCUGAUAACAUGUUGCUAGACAAAGCAGGCCACUUGAAGUUGGCAGACUUUGGGACCUGUAUGAAAAUGAACAAGGUAGCUAUCGCACUAGCCUUCCAACGCACCAUGACUGAUAAUGAGGAGUUAGUUGACACUAUCACCCUGUAGAGUAGACUGUUGUCCAAGGGUUUCAACUGUUUGCUGCUUCCAAAUGCUCUAUUUAAUUAAGCUUAGUGAUGGUUUAUCAAUAUUUAGACCCGUUUUUAACACAUUUACUUAGUAUUCUUCCUUUUCCUUCAGAAAGUAUUCAUAACCCUUUACUUAUUCCACAUUUUGUUGUUACAGUCUGAAUUCAAAAUGGAUUAAAUAUAUUUUUUCUCACCCAUCUACACACAAUAACCCAUAAUGACAGUGAAAAAAUGACAGUGAAAACAUGUUUUUUGAAAUGUUUGCAAAUUUAUUGAAAAUGAAAUGCAUCUAUCUAAUUUACAUAAGUAUUCACAGUCCCUUGUUAUGACACUCCAAAUUGAGAUCUGGUGUAUCCAAUUUCCUUUGAUCAUUCUUGAUGUCACUGCAAAUUGAUUGGAGUCCACCUGUUGCCAAUUGUUUGGACAUGAUUUAGAUAGAAACACACCUGUCUAUAUAAGGUCCCACAGUUGACAGUGCAUGUCAGAGCAAAAACUAUACCAUGAAGUCCAAGGAACUGUCCGUAGAUCUCCGAGAUUGCCUCAUCAGAUUUCUUAUAUCUGAGGAAGAGUAUAAAACCAUUUCUAGAGUGUUGAAAGUUUCCAAGAGCACAGUGGUCUCCAUCAUUGGGAAAUUGAAAAAAUAUGGAACUACCCAGACUCUGCUUAGAGCUGGCCGUCCGACCAAACUGAACAACCAGGCAAGAACGACCUUGGUCAGGGAGGUGACCAAGAACCCAAUGACCACUCUGACAGAACUGCGGAGUUCCUUGGCUGAGAUGGGAGAACCUGCCAGAAGAACAACAGUCUUUAUAGCAUUUCACCAAUCUGGGCUUUAUGGGAGAGUGGCCAGACGGAAGCCGCUCCUGAGAAAAAGGCACAUGACAGCAAGCCUGGAGUUUGCAAAAAGGCACGUCGCGUAAAACGCACUGAGAUCAUAAGGCAAACCAUUCUCUGGUCUGAUGAUACAAAAAAUAACUAUUUGGCCUGAAUGCAAACCGCUAUGUCUGGAGAAAACCAUGCUAACACCAUCCCUGCCGUGAAGCAUGGUGGUGGCAGCCACUGGUAAGGAUAGAGGGAACAAUGAAUGGUGCCAAAUACAGGCAAAUCUUUGAGAACCUGCUUUAGGGUGCAAUCGACCUUAGACUGGGGCGAAGAUUUACGUUCCAACAGGACGAUGACCCCAAGCAUACAGUCAAAGCAACACUGUACUGGCUUCAGAACAAGAAUGUGAAAAUCCUUGAGUGGCCCAGCCAAAGCCUAGACUUAAAUUGCAUUUGAAAAUCUGUGGAAAGACUUGAAGAUUGCUGUUCACGCCGCACCCCAUCAAACUUAACGGAGCUUGAGAAAAUCUGCAAGGAAGAAUGGGAGAAAAUCCCCAUCCAGAUGGGCAAAGUUGAUACAGAGAUAUACCCAAGAUGACUGAAAGCUGUAUUUCAUUUUCAAUAAAUUUGCUACAAUUUCUAAAAACAUGUUUUCACUUUGUGGUUAUGGGGUAUUGUGUUUAGAUGGGUGAGAGAAAUCAAUUUAAUCCAUUUUGAAUUCCGGCUGUAAUACAACAAAAUGUGGAAUAAGUCAAGGGGUAUGAAUACUUUCUGAAGGCACUGUAUCAGCACUUAGGCCUACAAUUUGUUUGCUUUCUUGAGCUGUGAAAGCUAAUGCAUUUUAGAACAUACAAGCUUUGUACAAUGCGACACAGCAGUGUUUAUAAAUACAGUAGAAUAGUAGUUUAAUAUGAUUCAUGCUGUUUCAGGAUGGUAUGGUACGAUGCGACACAGCAGUGGGAACGCCAGACUACAUUUCACCAGAGGUACUAAAAUCCCAGGGAGGAGAUGGAUAUUACGGCCAGGAGUGUGACUGGUGGUCCGUGGGAGUCUUCCUGUAUGAGAUGCUCGUCGGUGAGUCGCAAUACGAGACCUUUUCUCACGCUGUUACGAUCGAAAACAAACGGGUCAUACAGUUUGAACCCCUAUUGUAGUUCUGGAGCAGAGUAUUCCCAUUAAUUUGCAGGCAGCAAAAAUACCAUUGAGGAUAGUCUUCUAUUCCCUCAUUUGACUCUGGUAGUACAUAACAUCUUCCCCUUGUUUUGUCAUAUUGUACACUGCUCAAAAAAAUAAAGGGAACACUAAAAUAACAUCCUGGAUCUGAACGAAUGAAAUAAUCUUAUUAAAUACUUUUUUCUUUACAUAGUUGAAUGUGCUGACAACAAAAUCACACAAAAAUUAUCAAUGGAAAUCAAAUGUAUCAACCCAUGGAGGUCUGGAUUUGGAGUCACCCUCAAAAUUAAAGAGGAAAACCACACUACAGGCUGAUCCAACUUUGAUGUAAUGUCCUUAAAACAAGUCAAAAUGAGGCUCAGUAGUGUGUGUGGCCUCCACGUGCCUGUAUGACCUCCCUACAACGCCUGGGCAUGCUCCUGAUGAGGUGGCGGCUGGUCUCCUGAGGGAUCUCCUCCCAGACCUGGACUAAAGCAUCCGCCAACUCCUGGACAGUCUGUGGUGCAAUGUGCCAUUGGUGGAUGGAGCGAGACAUGAUGUCCCAGAUGUGCUCAAUUGGAUUCAGGUCUGGGGAACGGGCGGGCCAGUCCAUAGCAUCAAUGCCUUCCUCUUGCAGGAACUGCUGACACACUCCAGCCACAUGAGGUCUAGCAUUGUCUUGCAUUAGGAGGAACCCAGGGGCAACCGCACCAGCAUAUGGUCUCACAAGGGGUCUGAGGAUCUCAUCUCGGUACCUAAUGGCAGUCAGGCUACCUCUGGCGAGCACAUGGAGGGCUGUGUGGCCCCCCAAAGAAAUGCCACCCCACACCAUGACUGACCCACCGCCAAACCGGUCAUGCUGGAGGAUGUUGCAGGCAGCAGAACGUUCUCCACGGCGUCUCCAGACUCUGUCACGUCUGUCACAUGUGCUCAGUGUGAACCGGCUUUCAUCUGUGAAGAGCACAGGGCGCCAGUGGCGAAUUUGCCAAUCUUGGUGUUCUCUGGCAAAUGCCAAACGUCCUGCACCCCCACCUGUGGACGUCGGGCCCUCAUACCACCCUCAUGGAGUCUGUUGGGGCGGCAGGUAGCUUAGUGGGUAAGAGCGUUGUGCCAGUAACCGAAAGGUUGCUGGUUCUAAUCCCCGAGCCGACUAGGUGAAAAAUCUGUCGAUGUGCCCUUAAGCAAGGCACUUAACCCUAAAUGCUCCUGUAAGUCGCUCUGGAUAAGAGCGUCUGCUAAAUGGCUAAAAUGUAAAUGUAAAAUGUUUCUGACCGUUUGAGCAGACACAUGCACAUUUGUGGCCUGCUGGAGGUCAUUUUGCAGGGCUCUGGCAGUGCUCCUCCUUGCACAAAGGCGGAGGUAGCAGUCCUGCUGCUGGGUUGUUGGCCUCCUCCACGUCUCCUGAUGUACUGGCCUGUCUCCUGGUAGCGCCUCAAUGCUCUGGACACUACACCGACAGACACAGCAAACCUUCUUGCCACAGCUCGCAUUGAUGUGCCAUCCUGGAUGAGCUGCACUACCUGAGCCACUUGUGUGGGUUGUAGACUCCGUCUCAUGCUACCACUAGAGUGAAAGCACCGCCAGCAUUCAAAGUGACCAAAACAUCAGCCAGGAAGCAUAGGAACUGAGAAGUGGUCUGUGGUCACCACCUGCAGAACCACUUCUUUAUUGGGGGUGUCUUGCUAAUUGCCUAUAAUUUCCACCUGUUGUCUAUUCCAUUUGCACAACAGCAUGUGAAAUGUAUUGUCAAUCAGUGUUGCUUCCUAAGUGAACAGUUUGAUUUCACAGAAGUGUGAUUGACUUGGAGUUACAUUGUGUUGUUUAAGUGUUCCCUUUAUUUUUUUGAGCAGUGUAUAAUCAUCAUGACAUUAAUCCAUACUAUGCAAUGAUUAAGUUGGAAAGAAUACUAUCUUGUUGCUCCUGUACUGCAUAUACAGUAUCCUGUUUCACACAUUGGCCACUUGUAGUGAAUCACGUUUACUUAAUUUUUUAUCCCAGCCCCCGUCCCCACAGGAGGCCUUUUGCCUCUUGGUAGGCCGUCAUUGUAAAUAAGAAUUUGUUUUUAAUUGACUUGCAUAGUUAAAUAAAAAUAAAGUAAAGAAAACAACAUUUCACACACUGAACCUGGAUGGAUGUGGUCUCUGGAAUGACUCCAGACUUCCAGUGUGUUUGUGUUUAUAGCCAAGUGUGUGUGUUUUCAGUCUGUUUGUGAUUGUUUUGUGGCCACUUAUUGUAGACAUUGCCGUAGGGCUGGGUGAUAUGGCCAAAAUGUCAUAUCACAUUAUCUUCCUUAUUUAGGGGUAUUUAAGUCUUUUUUUUUUUUUCAGAAUAAAAUAAUUUAGGAAUAUAUUUUUAGUAGUUCAUGACCCUAGGAUAGCAACAAAUGAAUUCUAAGUGGUUUCAAUGGGCUUCCUCCAUUCUGAUUGUUGUAUACUCAACCAAACUAGGACAAAACUGACAGUUGUCCAAUUUGUAGAACUUUUCAUUUAUUUAACACUGUAUCAAAAUACCUUUUAUAGACGGUAUGGUAAAAAUCAAUACCGGUAUGUGGAUCCAUACCAGUAUACCUUAAGACGAUAUAUCACCCAGCCCUACAUUGCCUCAACCUAAAGGAAGUGGAUAGUCAACCAGCACAUCCCAAAGUUGAGGCCAGGUAUAGGGAUCAACAUUUGUUCAAGGUUAGGGUAAUGGUUAAGGGUUUACAUUUAGGCUAAGCAAACCCCCAUUGAGAACCAUUCAAAAUAUGUUGGCUUGGCUGCGUUCACUAGCUAACCUCACUGCCUGUGGAUUUGUGUGCCUAUAGGUGACACACCGUUCUAUGCUGACUCGUUGGUGGGGACUUACAGUAAGAUCAUGAACCACAAGAACGCACUGACCUUUCCUGAAGACAGCGACAUCUCCAAGGAUGCCAAGAACCUUAUCUGUGCCUUCCUGACUGACAGGUGAGGGUGAUGAUGAUUACUUUAUUUUUAUGCGCAGUUAGGAAAUAAAAACUGGUGGCGCGGAAAGCCCUGAUUUAUACAGUUUUAGUCAGAUAAAUCUUUCUUGUUUUACCAAUGAUUUCCCUAGUUGACAAGUAGAUGGAAAGGGACUAGUGUUAUGAACUCAUUGACUUGAUUAGACUUAGUAAUCACUCAAACAUCGAGCUGUGAUCAUCUGAAGAGCUAUCAUUCAUGUCGAGAAGCUUUCACUCAGUUGUUUUCAGAGAGUUAGUUUCAAAUCCAUAGACUCUGUAUAAUAAUGGACAUUAUCAGUGGAUUGCAGAAUCACUAAACAGUACGUUGUUCUAAUUUCCUGUUACCAGGGAGGUGCGACUGGGCCGUAACGGGGUGGAUGAGAUCAAGAGGCAUCCUUUCUUCAAGAAUGACCAGUGGACAUGGGAGAACAUCAGAGAGAGUGAGUUGUGUUCAGGUCAACCAGGAGCGCUUUCAUGAUUCCUAUGUGUUUGUAACACCCCCUUAACCCCCUCACUCUGCACUGCUCUGUUGAUUAACUGCUGUUAGUGAAAAUACAUGUUUUCCCAUUGACCUACUGAGGACAGUCACAGGAAAUACCAGAAUAAGAACCAUUCAUUUCAUUCAGUAACCCAUGGCCACGCACUGAGUGAUUGCAACGAUUCCACUUUUAGUGGUGUUAUCAGUUUGAAACCAAUUUGAAACCUGGAUGGAUGAUUUUGAGGGUGAGAACGGGAUCAUGUACAGUAGGGAGAUUUUUUUUUUUUUAAUGGGGCGGUACUACCAGAACUUGUCCUAUAAGAAACGCUCAUUUUGGUUUUCUGUUGCAAAGCUUUUUGCUGCGGUGUACCCUACCGAACAGCACCCUGGCGUUAGUGUUGAUGUGGUCUCCGGCUACAGCGGAGAGAUUAGAGGCGGAGGGCUAAAUGUAAAUCCACUGGCUAUAGCAGCUCUUUACUGGGUUUAUAUUAAAUACGCUGAAGGGCUGCAGUCAGCACUUUGGCCUGGCCACACCGCUCCUAGCCCUGCUCUGGCAUGCCCUGCCAUUCUCCAGCACCAGCUGUCCUAGCUGCUCCCCUAGUUGACUAGCUGGGUGACCUAGGAAUGGAACCCUAUUCCCUAUGAAGUGCACUUGUUUUGGCCUGAGCCUUACAUAUGUGGUGAGCCUUACAUCUGUGCAGUGCACUUCAUAGGGAAAAGGUGCAAAGUAGUACACUUCAUAGGGAAUAGGAUGCCAGGUUCAGUGUGUGAACCAGAACUCUGUCACCCCUCCGCAUACCUACUGUAUCAACUGUCAGACUGAGUGCUGGUGUUUUAUAGUUGAUACAUUUUAUCUCCUAAGUAAUCUAGAUUGACAAGAGACAGUUUAAGAUUAUGGGGGAGAGAAGGACUGACAUAUUUGACAGCAGAACAUUGCCAUAAGCAGAGAAGAGAUAGUGUGGUGUCAGGACUAUAGGAGAAAGAGGGCAGAGCACGCACACAUCCACAUCGACGGGGCUGUUGUGGAGCAGUUCGAGAGCUUUAAGUUCCUUGGUGUCCACAUCUCUAAGGACUUAACAUGGUCCACACACACCUGAACAGUAGUGAAGCGGGAAAGGCAGCACCUCUUCUCCCGUCAUGAGGCUGAAAAUUAUUGGCAUGGGCCCUCAGAUCCUCUGCACCAUCGAGAGCAUCUUGAUUGGCUGCAUCACUGGCAAUUGUACUGCCCUUGACCGCAAAGCGCUACAAAGGUGUGGUGCGGACUGCCCAGUACCUCACUGUGGCCGUGCUCCCUGCCAUCCAGGACCUCUAUAUCAGGCGGUGUCAGAGGAAGACCUGAAAAAUUGCCAAAGACUCCAGCCACCUGAGCCAUAGACUGUACUGGAGCAUCGGCUCUCGGACCAACCGGCUCUAAAACAGCUUCUACCCCCAAGCUCUCUCCUCAGACUGCUAAAUAGCCAGACUGCUAAAUAGUCAAUUAAUGGUACCCAAACUAUCUUGCACUGACCCUACGCACACUCACUAGACUAUACAGUGAGGGAAAAAAGUAUUUGAUCCCCUGCUGAUUUUGUACGUUUGCCCACUGACAAAGAAAUGAUCAGUCUAUAAUUUUAAUGGUAGGUUUAUUUGAACAGUGAGAGACAGAAUAACAACAAAAAAAUCCAGAAAAACGCAUGUCAAAAAUGUUAUAAAUUGAUUUGCAUUUUAAUGAGGGAAAUAAGUAUUUGACCCUCUCUCAAUCAGAAAGAUUUCUGGCUCCCAGGUGUCUUUUAUACAGGUAAUGAGCUGAGAUUAGGAGCACACUCUUAAAGGGAGUGCACCUAAUCUCAGCUUGUUACCUGUAUAAAAGACACCUGUCCACAGAAGCAAUCAAUCAAUCAGAUUCCAAUCUCUCCACCAUGGCCAAGACCAAAGAGCUCUUCAAGGAUGUCAGGGACAAGAUUGUAGACCUACACAAGGCUGGAAUGGGCUACAAGACCAUCGCCAAGCAGCUUGGUGAGAAGGUGACAACCGUUGGUGCGAUUAUUGGCAAAUGGAAGAAACACAAAAUAACUGUCAAUCUCCCUCGGCCUGGGGCUCCAUGCAAGAUCUCACCUCGUGGAGUUGCAAUGAUCAUGAGAACGGUGAGGAAUCAGCCCAGAACUACACGGGAGGAUCUUGUCAAUGAUCUCAAGGCAGCUGGGACCAUAGUCACCAAGAAAACAAUUGGUAACACACUACGCCAUGAAGGACUGAAAUCCUGCAGCGCCCGCAAGGUCCCCCUGCUCAAGAAAGCACAUAUACAUGCCUGUCUGAAGUUUGCCAAUGAACAUCUGAAUGAUUCAGAGGAGAACUGGGUGAAAGUGUUGUGGUGAGAUGAGACCAAAAUCGAGCUCUUUGGCAUCAACUGAACUCGCCGUGUUUGGAGGAGGAGGAAUGCUGCCUAUGACCCCAAGAACACCAUCCCCACUGUCAAACAUGGAGGUGGAAACAUUAUGCUUUGGGGGUGUUUUUCUGCUAAGGGGACAGGACAACUUCACCGCUUCAAAGGGACGAUGGACGGGCCAUGUACCAUCAAAUCUUGGGUGAGAACCUCCUUCCCUCAGCCAGGGCAUUGAAAAUGGGUCGUGGAUGGGUAUUCCAGCAUGACAAUGACCCAAAACACACGGCCAAGGCAACAAAGGAGUGGCUCAAGAAGAAGCACAUUAAGGUCCUGGAGUGGCCUAGCCAGUCUCCAGACCUUAAUCCCAUAGAAAAUCUGUGGAGGGAGCUGAAGGUUCGAGUUGCCAAACGUCAGCCUCGAAACCUUAAUGAUUUGGAGAAGAUCUGCAAAGAGGAGUGGGACAAAAUCCCUCCUGAGAUGUGUGCAAACCUGGUGGCCAACUACAAGAAACGUCUGACCUCUGUGAUUGCCAACAAGGGUUUUGCCACCAAGUACUAAGUCAUGUUUUGAGAGGGGGUCAAAUACUUAUUUCCCUCUUUAAAAUGCAAAUCAAUUUAUAACAUUUUUGACAUGCGUUUUUCUGGAUUUUGUUGUUGUUAUUCUGUCUGUCACUGUUCAAAUAAACCUACCAUUAAAAUUAUAGACUGAUCAUGUCUUUGUCAGUGGGCAAACAUACAAAAUCAGCAGGGGAUCAAAUACUUUUUUCCCUCACUGUAUGUACACACCAUACACACACACACACUCACUCACACACUACACUGUCACUCCCACACAAAUCCCUCACACAUUCAAACACUAUAUACGCACACACACAACACACACACACAUACUGACAACACCAACAAACAUACAUCGACAUAUGUGCACUCUCUCACACACACUUCUAUACUCAUCAUUUGCUGCUGCUACUCUGUUCUUUAUUUUACUCUUAUUAUUAUCUAUCCUGAUGCCUAGUCACUACCCUGCCUUCAUGUACAUAGGUACCUAAAGUACCUCGAACCGCUGCACAUUGAUCUGGUACUGGUACUCCCUGUAUAUAGCUCCAUUCUUGUGUAUUUUGUUUUUUUCCUCUUGUGUUGGUUACCAUUUUAAAAAAUUAUCAUAUUUAAAUUCUGCAUUGUUGGGAAAGGUUCAUAAGCAAGCAUUUCACUGUAAAGUCUACACUAGUUGUAUUCGGUACAUGUGAUAAAUACUAUUUUAUUUCAUAUGGGAAUGAUUUAGAGUAAUAAUAAUUCAGGGGAUGCUUAUAUUUGUCUUGUUACACAAGUAUGUAAUGGAAGUGUGUUUCUUGCAUAUCCCAACUCCCCUGAGACUGUGUUGUUUACACUUGUAUCUCCCAUCUCCUUGUACUGGAAUCUAUAUUUGGCCAGUUUUAAAGUGCAGUACACACCUCAAAGUUUGACUGGCAUUUCCCCCCACAACAUGAUCUCAAGUUCUCAACUCAAUGUGCCUCCGCACCACCUCAGAAAACUAUGAGAAUACCUCUCCACCUGCGGUGAAUCAUGUUUCGGUUCUCUCCUCUCCUCUCCUCUCCUCUCCUCUCCUCUCCUCUCCUCUCCUCUCCUCUCCUCUCCUCUCCUCUCCUCUCCUCUCCUCUCCUCUCCUCUCCUCUCCUCUCCUCUCCUCUCCUCUCCUCUCCUCUCCUCUCCUCUCCUCUCCUCCACCUUCUGUCUAUCUGUGUUUCCAGCGGCGGCCCCGGUAGUGCCUGAGCUGAGCAGUGACAUCGACACCAGUAACUUUGACGACAUUGAGGAGGACCGGGGAGACGAGGAGACCUUCCCCAUACCAAAGGCCUUUGUGGGCAACCAGCUGCCCUUUGUGGGGUUCACCUACUAUAGCAGUCAUCAGUAAGUCUGUUAGCAUAGCCAGGCUUCAACUACUACAGCAGUCACCAGUAAGUCUGUUAGCAUAGCCAGGCUUCAACUACUACAGCAGUCACCAGUAAGGCUCUUGAAUCAUGUUUCGUGGAGAAUUUCCAUUAACUGCAUUUUAGUCCAAGACUUUAAUCUGUGUCAGGAAAAUGGUGUCCAGAGUAUGUGUUGGCACUGUCCGCUUAGCCUGGCGUCACCAACUACAGUCAACACUGUCAGUCGUCACCUAGGCUUUUCCUGGUCAGCUCAGGAGAAACUCAAGGCCUUAACCAUGGUCAUCAUACUGUAGUCAGGCCUGAUUUACCACAGUCAAAAUAGUCAGGGUGCACCGGCUGGCGCAAUCAUCAGUUAUUCUGUCAACUACUAGUCAACACUUUCUAGCUUAACCUGCUAGAUUCAUCAGAACUGUCAGUACUGCCGUUUUUUAUACCGCCACAUAAAUCUAAUGCAACCUGUAGAACUACAUAGCUAAUUACACCCUGAGCUUGUUAGACAUGCACAUAUGAAUGUCUCAUACUGGAGGGUAAUCUGACCUAGAUAACAACCACAACAUGUUUGACCCAGUGGGAUGUGUUCACUGUUUGGUCAGGUCAGGGAAGUGUGGUCCUAGUGUUGUCUCUGACUACGGUGCCUUCAGAAAGUAUUCACACCCCUGGAGUUUCUCCACAUUUUGUUUUGUUACAGCCUGAAUUUAAAAUGGAUUAAAUUGAGAUUGUGUCACUGGCCUACACACAAUACCCCAUAAUGUCAAAGAGGAAUUAUGUUUUUAUUAAAAAUGAAAAGCUGAAAUGUCUUGAGUCAAUAAGUGUUUGACCACUUUGUUAUGACAAGCCUAAAUAAGUUCAGGAUUCACUCUGUGUGUAAUAAGAGUGUUUAACAUGAUUUUUGAAUGACUACCUCAUCUCUGUAUCCCACAAAUACAAUUAUCUGUAAGGUCCCUCAGUCGAGCAGUGAAUUUCAAACACAGAUUCAAUCACAAAGGCCAGGGAGGUUUUUCCAAUGCCUCGCAAAGAAGGGCACCUAUUUGUAGAUUGGUAAAUCUCCCUUUGAGCAGGGUAAAGUUAUUAAUUACACUUUAGAUGGUGUAUCAAUACACCCAGUCACUACAAAGAUGCAGACGUCCUCCUAACUCCGUUGCCGGAGAGGAAGGAAACCUCUCAGGGAUUUCACCAUGAGGCCAAUCAAUGGUGACUUUAAAACAGUUAGAGUUGAAUGGCUGUGAUAGGAGAAAACUGAGGAUGGAUCAACAGCAUUGUAGUUACUUCACAAUACUAAAUGACAGAGUGAAAAGAAGGAAGCCUGUACAGAAUAAAAAUAUCCCAAAACACGCAUCCUGUUUGCGAUAAGGCACGUAAGUAAAACUGCAAAAAAUGGCAAAGAAAUUAACUUUGUCCUGAAAACAAACCGUUAUGUUUGGGGCAAAACCAACACAACACAUCACUGAGUACCACCCUCCUGUACUCCCUGUUCACUCAUGACCGCAUGGCCAGUCACGACUCCAACACCAUCAUUUAAGUUUGCCGAUGACACAACAGUGGUAGGCCUGAUCACCGACAAUGACGAGACAGCCUAUAGGGAGGAGGUCAGAGACCUGGCCGUGUGGUGCCAGGACAACAACCUCUCCCACAACGUAAUCAAGACAAAGGAGAUGAUUGUGGACUACAGGAAAAAGAAGAGGACCGAGCACGCCCCCAUUCUCAUCGAUGGGGCUGUAGUGGAGCAGGUUGAGAGCUUAAGUUCCUUGAUGUCCACAUCACCAACAAACGAACAUGGUCCAAGCACACCAAGAGAGUCGUGAAAAGGGCACGACAACGCCUAUUCCCCCUCAGGAGACUGAAAAGAUUUGGCAUGGGUCCUCAGAUCCUCAAAAGGUUCUACAGCUGCACUGUCGAGAGCAUCCUGACUGGUUGCAUCACUGCCUGGUAUGGCAACUGCUCGGCCUCCGACCGCAAGGCACUACAGAGGGUAGUGCGUACGGCCCAGUACAUCACUGGGGCCAAGCUUCCUGCCAUCCAGGACCUCUAUACCAGGCGGUGUCAGAGGAAGGCCCUAAAAAUGGUCAAAGACUCCAGCCACCCUAGUUAUAGACUGUUCUCUCUGCUACCGCACGGCAAGCAGUACCGGAGCGCAAAGUCUAGGUCCAAGAGGCUUCUAAACAGCUUCUACCCCCAAGCCAUAAGACUCUUGAACAUCUAAUCAAAUGGCUACCCAGACUAUUUGCAUUGCCCCCCCACCCCUCUUUUACGCUGCUGCUACUCUCUGUUUAUUAUCUAUGCAUAGUCACUUUAAUAACUCUACCCACAUGUACAUACAGUGAGGGAAAAAAGUAUUUGAUCCCCUGCUGAUUUUGUACGUUUGCCCACUGACAAAGAAAUGAUCAGUCUAUAAUUUUAAUGGUAGGUUUAUUUGAACACAGAGACAGAAUAACAACAACAAAAUCCAGAAAAACGCAUGUCAAAAAUGUUAUGAAUUGAUUUGCAUUUUAAUGAGGGAAAUAAGUAUUUGACCCCUCUGCAAAACAUGACUUAGUACUUGGUGGCAAAACCCUUGUUGGCAAUCACAGAGGUCAGACGUUUCUUGUAGUUGACCACCAGGUUUGCACACAUCUCAGGAGGGAUUUUUUCCCACUCCUCUUUGCAGAUCUUCUCCAAAUCAUUAAGGUUUCGAGGCUGACAUUUGGCAACUCGAACAUUCAGCUCCCUCCACAGAUUUUCUAAGGGAUUAAAGUCUGGAGACUGGCUAUGCCACUCCAGGACCUUAAUGUGCUUCUUCUUGAGCCACUCCUUUGUUGCCUUGGCCGUGUGUUUUGGGUCAUUGUCAUGCUGGAAUACCCAUCCACGACCCAUUUUCAAUGUCCUGGCUGAGGGAAGGAGGUUCUCACCCAAGAUUUGACGGUACAUGGCCCGUCCAUCGUCCCUUUGAAGCGGUGAAGUUGUCCUGUCCCCUUAGCAAAAAAACACCCCCAAAGCAUAAUGUUUCCACCUCCAUGUUUGACGGUGGGGAUGGUGUUCUUGGGGUCAUAGGCAGCAUUCCUCCUCCUCCAAACACGGCGAGUUGAGUUGAUGCCAAAGAGCUCGAUUUUGGUCUCAUCUGACCACAACACUUUCACCCAGUUCUCCUCUGAAUCAUUCAGAUGUUCAUUGGCAUACUUCAGACAGGCAUGUAUAUGUGCUUUCUUGAGCAGGGGGACCUUGCGGGCACUGCAGGAUUUCAGUCCUUCACGGCGUAGUGUGUUACCAAUUGUUUUCUUGGUGAGUAUGGUCCCAGCUGCCUUGAGAUCAUUGACAAGAUCCUCCCGUGUAGUUCUGGGCUGAUUCCUCACCGUUCUCAUGAUCAUUGCAACUCCAUGAGGUGAGAUCUUGUAUGGAGCCCCAGGCCGAGGGAGAUUGACAGUUCUUUUGUGUUUCUUCCAUUUGCGAAUAAUCGCACCAACUGUUGUCACCUUCUCACCAAGCUGCUUGGCGAUGGUCUUGUAGCCCAUUCCAGCCUUGUGUAGGUCUACAAUCUUGUCCCUGACAUCCUUGGAGAGCUCUUUGGUCUUGGCCAUGGUGGAUAGUUUGGAAUCUGAUUGAUUGAUUGCUUCUGUGGACAGGUGUCUUUUAUACAGGUAACAAGCUGAGAUUAGGAGCACUCCCUUUAAGAAUGUGCUCCUAAUCUCAGCUCGUUACCUGUAUAAAAGACACAUUGGAGGCAGAAAUCUUUCUGAUUGAGAGGGGGUCAAAUACUUAUUUCCCUUAUUAAAAUGCAAAUCAAUUUAUAACAUUUUUGACAUGCGCUUUUCUGGAUUUUUUUGUUGUUAUUCUGUCUCUCACUGUUCAAAUAAACCUACCAUUAAAAUUAUAGACUGAUCAUUUCUUUGUCAGUGGGCAAACGUACAAAAUCAGCAGGAGAUCAAAUACUUACUUGAAGAAUAUUUUUUAGGAAUAAUAUGCAAAUAUUGUACAAUCUAGGUGUGCAAAGCUCUUAGAGACUUACCCAGAAAGACUCACAGCUGUAAUCUCUUUCCAAGUUGAUUCUAACAUGUAUUGACUCAGGGGGUUACAAAUGUAAAAGAAAUCUGCCACUUUGACAUGAAAGUAUUUUGUGUAAAUCGUUGACAAAGAAAAAUACAAUUAAAUCCAUUUGAACCCUACUUUGUAACACAAAAUGUUGAUCAAGUUGUUGUGGUCUAUCCCCCAGGUUUUCCCGGAGCACCAGCACCAAGAGUGUUGACAAACGCAGCAGCUCCACCAAGGAGGAUAAGAGCCAUGUGAGUACUACUUAUAGAGAUGAAAACAAGUCUGUUGCAUCUGGAGUAGCUACUUUCUGCGAUGCUAAAUUCUCUUCAGGUUUUUAUGUCACGUUCCAAUGCGUAAUGGACACUAGUGUCGGUUUAUUCUACUUGAGCAUGUUACACUCUGCAAUGCCAAACUGAUUACAAAUGUAUUGUGUUGCAAAGUGUAAUGUAUUCUACAGUGUCUGUCUAUGGUGUUGUCAUACACAUUGUCUGUGUUCAGCUGGAGAACCUGCAGAAGAGGAUCUACCAGCUGGAGGAGCAGCUACACAGUGAGAUGCAGCUAAAGGACGAGAUGGAGCAGAAGUGCAGGUAGCAAUCAAUCACCCGUCAAUCAACUUCAAUUAACCAAUAAGUCAGAUCAAUAAUCAACAAAUCAGAUUUCAAGCAAAACAAAUACAUGCUCGUAAAAAGUGUAUUUUAAUGAACAAUGCACCUGUUUUGGAGCAGUUCCCAUUUUAAAAGAUCAAGCAAAGCAAGUUAAAGUGCUAAUCUUUGCUCUCCUUCUUUAGGACGAUGAACACAAAGCUCGACAAGAUCAUGAAAGAGCUGGACGAGGAGGUGAGUGAAUGUCUAGUGUUCUGAAACAUACCAGGGCAAAUGCAUAAUCACGAUGUACGGUAAUCUACAAAAGUGCAGCAAACAAGACAUGAUAUAGGGCCUAAAUGCUCUGUACAUUGAGUACUAACUCCUGUGCCACCCUCCCCUCCUCCCAGGCCAACGUGAGGAAGGGUGUGGAGGCCAGUAUGUCCCUCCUGGAGAAAGACAAGAUGAUGAUCCAGCACAGAGUCACCGAGUACCAAAGAAAAGCCGACCAGGAGGCAGAGAAGAGACGCAACUUGGAGAACGAGGGUAAGGAUUGUUUGUUUUUAUCCUUCUCUUUAACUCAAUCUCUCCAAUCUCCCACUGUUUUAGUCCAAACCUCUGUCUAUACACAUGUCUAUAACAAGUGUUUAUAACACUGAUUAUAAACACUUGCCCAUUCCACCCUCGGAAAGGCACACAUACACAAUCCAUGUCUCAGUUGUCUCGAGGCUUAAAAAUCCUUCUUUAACCCGUCUCCUCCCGUUAAUCUACACUGAUUUUGAAGUGGAUUUAACAGGUGACCUCAAUAAGGGCUCAUAGCUUUCACCUGAAUUCACCUGGUCAUUCUGUCAUAGAAAGAGCAGGUGUUCCUAAUGUUUUGUACACUAAGUGACAGGAUUUGUACAGGGUUAGUGCUACUACAGUAUAAUCUAUAAUGAGAUCUUGCACUACUGCAGUAGCAUCUUUCCUCCCUGUAUUCAUAAAGCAUCUCACUCAGAGUACGAUUACUGAUCCUCCCUGUCCAUGUAAUGUUACUAUGAUCUAGAAGAAAAAGCUGAUCCUGUAUUUGUACUCCUACUCUGAAAUGCUUUAUGAAAACGGGCCCAGAUGUUAUUGGAUCUAGCCCUAACAGAUGUUUGUCCCAACUGGAUUACUAGUACUCACUCUGACCGAUACAAGUGCAGCUUGACCUGCUAGUCUAGUUGUCUGCUAGUCUGACUCCCCCUACAGUGCUAACUAGCAGUCUUAACCCAGACACUCACCCUCUGAGACGCUCCCGUUAACUGGGACCAGAGGAUCGCUGUGAACUAAGUGGAUUCACACGUAUUAACUCCUUAAACUACCAGAUCGGAUACCAACAUGCACAUAAACAGAGCACUUUAAAUGCAACACAUGAGCAACUCCCAUGCACAAAAAAACAUGUUUCUGGAUACAGUUAGUUUAGUGUCAUGUUUUGAAAGGGAGACGUGUGUGAUAAAGAUGACUUGAUCUUUCAUUUAACUCUCAUCCUUACUCUGUUUCUUCUCAGUGUCCACUCUGAAAGAGCAGCUUGAGGCCAUGAGGAAAAUCUGCCAAAACUCUCAGGCCUCGAAUGACAAGAUCCUACAACUGCAGAAGCAGGUACAGUAUCUCUCGUACACUCACACAGCUUUGUUUUGGUCAAUUCUCUGGACUUUUUGGAGAGAGAAAAUAUAUUCCCAUUCAAAAUCCUAUUAUCCUUAACCUAACCCCUAAACCUAACCCUAACACUAACCCUAAAUCUAACCCGUAAGCCUAAAAUAGUGUUUGAACAAAUCCUGACUUUUCAAAAAUGUUAUUGUUUUCCUACCUUGUCAGGACAUUCUGACGACUUGUCAGGACAUUGUGGUCCUGAUAAGGUAGGAAAAUGUGUAUACACACACACUGCUCUCAUCAAUUGCCAUCCACACAGCAUAGGGGGUCAUUCUAGGUUUGAGGUCUCGUUUGAGGGUCAGAAUGUGGGUCAAAGGUAUGGACUGUGCAGGGAAGGGGUUUGUUUUGAGGAAUGUGUUUGGAUGUGUGAGACAGUUCAAGGAGAGAGCAGGCCAGGUUAUAACCACAGAUCUAGGAUCAGAUUACUCCACCCUAAAUUUGAACCUUAACCAUGACAAGGAUUAACAAUAUCUGACCCUUUGUGAUCACCCUAUGGCUUUGUUACAUUACAUGCAUUGAAGUUUAUCAGCAAAUUGAAGCCCCUUUUAUUUUCAUAUGCGCAAGUGAAGGACACAGAGGAAUCAGUGCCUCAUACCAGACUAGUAUAGACCUUUCAGACAGCAACACUAGUCUUUGCCUAUUAAGUAUUACUGGAAGUGCAUGGAUGGAUAUGAUUCUAUAGUAACAUUAGACGUCCACCCACAUAGUGGUUAAAAACCCCAACAACCGUCUCAGAAUCAAACAUUCUGCAGCAACUGAGCAGAUCAUCUGUGUCAGGAGGUAAUAUUGACUGUGAGCUUUCCCAAUGGUUGUUUCCUUGACUGACAGCUGGAGGAGGCCAAUGACCUGCUGAGGGUGGAGUCCGACACGGCAGCGCGGCUGAGGAAGAGCCACACGGAGAUGGCCAAGUCCGUGACCCAGUUGGAGGGGCUGACCAGUGAGCUGCAGGAGAAGAGCCGCUCGGCCGACGGAGGGAGGGCCCAGCUGGAGAAAGAGCUGCUGCAGCUGCAGAGCACCCUGGACUCUGAGAGGAGGAGCUACAGCCAGGGAUCAGAGGAGAUCCACGAGCUGCAAGGUACCAGAACACGUUCCUGGCUACAUUUCAAUUCUCCACUCUUUAAUCUUUAUUCAGCUCCCCAUUAGCUGACAGCUACUCUUCCUGGGGUCUAUACAACAAAAAAAUACAUAGCUAAGCACUCAUGUGAGCAUGGUCUUUUAAAUCCAUGUAGGGGGGUGCACAAGUGCACCAGACAAGAAAAAGUGUGGAGAAUUGGGACGCACUCAGUGGCUCACACCCAAAGACUGUGCUCAUUGUUCUAUGAGUAAAUAUGACUUGGACAUGACUCAGUGUUUGAGUAAAUACGAGGUCUGACCGCAACCCUGCGUUCACUUGGGCAUGUGUUAGAACUAGAAUGGAUGAACAUGAUUGCCUACGCCAUUUUAGUUUGCUUUACAGUAAUUCCUCAGUCACUCUUACUUAACUGUUUUUCAGUCUUGCCACGUUCAACUAACUUCAAAUGAUCUGAAUUGAUUUGUCUCUCCCUCUCUUCUCAACUAUUUAAGAGACAGCUGGGGAAUCUUAGCUCCAGUUCUAACCAUUCUCGUUCAUCACAUUAGACGUGCCCAGGCACUGCCAAUGCCCACAGCACUCACAUCAGACUUAUCUGCCAAACAGUCAUGUUUUAUCUGGAGAGAAGUGCUUUGAAGAGGCUUGGGGAUGAAUUUAUCUGAUGGAUUGUGUUGAAAUAAUAUUGCUCUAAAUUCAGACUGAAUUUGAAGUCUACAGUCAUCCAUAUUUAAUAAAAAUAAUACUUUACUGUCCAGUUUCCUUAGUCCACAAAUAUAGUUUUCCAAAUCGGAAAGCUAUGCAUUAUGGUGUUGUCAACAUGGGUUUAGCACGUUACACAAACCACUAUUUUUAAGAUGCACAAACCACUGUUUUGAAGGUGACUCUCGGUUUCUCUCACUGUGUGUCUGUAGCGCGGAUGAUGGGUCUUCAACAGGACAACAAGAACUUGAAGCUCAGCCUGUCCAAAGUGGAGGUGGAACGCAAGCAGGCCCAGGAGAGGAGCAACAACCUGGAGAAGGUUUGUGCCCUCCAAGUCUCUCCUCAUGUCACUCACAUACUGUGCUUUAUAAGGCUAACACAAACCCUGUCAUUGAUGUCUAGUUACUAGUGACGUCCACCUAUUGUCAGUAGUGGUCCAAAUGGAAGUAUCAAAGACAAUACAGUUGUACUCUAUAUCAACACAUCUUCUUUGUUGCGAUAACCACAUGUAUAUCUAACUGGUAUUUUAGUCCCCUUACUCCCAGGCUUAAGAGCCUCUCUACCAUAGAGAUCAGCAGAAUUAAUGUUUUCCUUGUCAUUUUUACACAUGCUGCCAGGAUGCCAAUGUCCAUUCUAGGGAUUCUAUAUGUAAUUCUACACUUUCUAUCAACAGGAUAAGAACAACCUGGAGAUCGACCUGAACUACAAGCUAAAGACACUGCAGCAGCGUCUGGACCAGGAGCACACAGAACACAGGGUGACGCGGGCCCAGCUCACUGACAAAUACGAGUCCAUUGAGGAAGCCAAGUCAGCCGCCAUGCAUGGUAUAUCUGGGCCCAUGUUAGAACACACCCUAGCCACCACUACAGUCUGUCUCUGUCUCUUUCUCUCCCUUGUUCUCUGUCUGCUCUCUGCCUCUCUAUCCCUCUCUCUGCCUCUCUAUCCCUCUCCCCCCUCUCUCUCCCCUGCACCACUCAUACCCAGGGAGGCACUGGAUGGAUGGAGAGGAAUUCAGGGAGUGGACUGCGCUCCCCUCCAUGUGACAUGUUCAGACUUUAACUCCCUACAUAUUAAAAGCUGGACCCAAUACCACCUUCCAAAAACAUCAGAAAUAAUUCAAGACCAGCACUGUUUGAAGCAACAUUUACUUGUCUUCCAGACAUGUCUAGUGCCGCCUUUGCCUAUACACAGACUACGCGCUGUGCUUAGGGCCCUGUGGUUGCUAGGGGGCCCAGACCCCGUACUGUUGAGUUAGAAUAGUAGAAUAGACAAGGUGCAAUUUAGAAAUGUGGUAGUGUAUCAUCAGUUUUCACUGAAAGUCACUCAAUUAGCCCAUAUCAGCUAAUAUUUUUUAUAUUGCUAGGUAAAGUAGUUUAGCCAGCUAUCUAAACCUUGUAGUAAUCAUCACCAAAUUACCCUCUGGGCAUGCAGUACAUGUGCCCAGGGGCCCUGACCUCCAGGGGGCCCCCAUUGAUUUUGUUAGUCACUCUCACUCAUAUGAACAUGGCAUACGCCAAGAGGGGGUGUACUAAAAUGUUUUGCCCGUGAGGAUGGUGGGUCAUUUCAAAUAACUGAGCACAAAUGUCCUAUUCAAUCUGUCAGUGAGGUUCUUCCAUUGAAUGAUGGAUAGUUGCAACUGAGUGACAUCUCCUUCCCUCCUCCUCUCCCUCAAGCGGUGCAGCACAAGGUGUCUGAGGAGAGCGGGGCACGGAUGCGAGCGGAGAGCAGGGUGGUGGAGGUGGAGAAGCAGUGCUCCAUGCUGGAGUUUGAUCUCAAGCAGUCGGUGCAGAAGAUGGAGCAGCUGAUGAAGCAGAAGGAGAGGCUGGAGGACGAGGUGAGCACCAGCACCACUCAACACCAACAUCGACUCACCUUGUCUGGGGUGGAGGUCCAUGGGCACUGGCCCUAAAAACAUUUAACCACUUUUCUGGAUAUCAUACAACUACCCCCCUCUACACAAACAUUCACGUUAAUCAUUAGUCGAUACUAAUGAGGCUUUCGCAAGAAAUAAAGUUUUCAACGUGCAGAUCUCAAGUUAGGAUUCGGCCCUCCAGAAAAAGCUGUUGAUUUCCCGAGAACAAGUCUGGUAUAACCCCAGUGUAGUUAGGACAUACUGUGGUUCUCUCUUGUCCUAACAUCCCUGGUUCUCCCCUGCAGGUGAAGGAUCUGCGGAUGCAUCUGGAGCAGGAGUCCAGUAAGAGGCUGCUGGCCCAGAACGAGCUGAAGAGCCGCUCCCAGGAGGCGGACCGGCUGAAGGGCUCGGAGAAGCAGCUGAAGCAGGAGAUCAACACGGCACUAGAGAGCAAACGCUCGCUUGAGUUCCAGCUCGCACAGCUCACCAAGUGAGAAUACCCUCCAAACUAGUCACGUUGUCACACCCCACACAGGGGAUUAGGUAGUUUACCCCUAGUCACUGGUACAAGGGUCAGAUAUAACCUAAUGGUUAAGGUUGGGAUAGGGGUUUUCCUAGCUCUGUGGGUAACUUCUAGCUCGAUCCUCGACAGGCUACAUUGAGCAUCAUCUCAAUGCGUGUAUCUCCCUUCCAAAUGAAUGCAAUACCUUCCAGACACACUUCUCUAACUCCAUUAGCUAAACUCUAUUCUGAAAAUCUGUAAUAGUCUGUAGUUUUACGUUCCUUCCUGCAGCUAGCUAAUACUGCUUUGGGAGUCUAUGUUAAAUGGCCCUACAAUUGGUCGUUAUUCCAGUAAAAAUGCUCUUAUUUCAGCUUAGACGUUGACUGUGGCAAAGCUCCCCAGUGACAAUGUUUACACCACAGGGUUAAGGAUUAGCCAGAGUCGAGCUCCUCCCAUUAGAAUGACUGGACUGUUAAUCCGUCUGCUUACUGUAGCUUUCUGCCUAUGGAGCUUUGCAGGGAGUGGUGGAGGGGUGGUGGUAUUCCCGGGCUACAUACAACCCUGGGACAUACUGUAUGGUGUAAUGAAGUUAAUAAUCUAUACACUAAGGUUUUGUAUCUGAAAUCUGAAAGGCUUUUUGAGGAUUUUACCAGAGUCUGAGUUUCCCCUUGAACGCGGUCUUUUUUGGUUGUUUUGAAAUGUUUCUUUAGCUCACAUAUGCAAUAUGUUAACCAUAUGGUUUGUGUGCCCGUCUUCCAGGCAAUACAGGGGCAACGAGGGACAGAUGAGGGAACUUCAGGACCAGCUUGAGGCCGAACAGUAUUUCUCAGUGAGUAGGGUCCAUUUACCUCACUGUCCUAUAACCCUGCUCAGUGGCUAACUGACUGACGCCAUAUCUCCUGUCUCUACCUCCAGACGCUUUAUAAAACUCAGGUGAAGGAACUGAAGGAAGAGAUCGAGGAGAGGAACCGGCAGGUCCAGGAAGUUCACAAGAAGGUGCAUGAGCUGCACAGCGAAAGGUAACAUGACAAAAUGGAAAUGUGCGGCAGGUAGCCUAGCGGUUAAGAACGUUGGGCAAGUAACCGAAAUGUCGCUGGUUCGAAUUCCCUAGCCGACCAGGUGAAAAAUAUGUCUCUGCCCUUGAACAAGGCACUUAACCCCAAUUGCUCCUGUAAGUUGCUCUGGAUAAGAGCAUCUUCUAAAUAUCUCAAAUGUAGGUGUAAUGUAAUAUCAGGCCUUUGUCAAUAUAGCAAGAAUCAGUAUUGUAAUCAUACGCUGUGGUCAGAAUAUGGGGUGCAGCUUUUCUCGACCAGCCUACUUUCAAAUCACCACACAGAGCGAUUGUGAAUCUGAUUUUAAACCAUGUGUGUCUGUCCUCCCUCCCUUCCUCCCAGGGACUCCCUGUCAGCCCAGCUGGAUCUGACGGUGACCAAGGCAGAGUCGGAGCAGCUGGCCAGGGCUCUCCAGGAGGAGCAGUACUUUGAGCUGCGCCAGGAGAACAAGAAGGCCAUGGCCAGACACAAGCAGGAGGGCUCCGAGAAGGAUUCCACCAUCGCACGGGUCAGUACUGCUUGCCUCAAUACACACUCCUCUCCUGCAUUGUAAAAUCUUCAAAGUCAGGGAAAAUAAAUCUAUCCAGGAAUGUGGGCACAGAGGAAACAACAGCUUAGUAUACUUCCAAUAUUGUCCUAUUUAAUAAUUACAUUGUUUUGUGUGUGUGUCAGGCAGCUGUACACCUACAUUUAAACCUGAAUGUCUCUCCUCUUGUCUUCCCCAGCUUGAGGAAUCCAACAAAACCCUGACCAAAGAUGUGGAGAACCUCAGCAAGGAGAAGGCUGAGCUGGACCACAAGCUUCGCACUCAGGUGGAAGGUAAUGUCAAGACACCAUUUUCAUAACUUGGUCUAAUUAUUAUAUUCUAUGCUUAUUCUGUUAUAAUCUAGGCCUAUGGUUAAUGUCUUCAUAGGCACUUACAGUUGAAGUCUGAAGUUUACAUCUUAGCCAAAUACAUUUAAACUCAGUUUUUCACAAUUCCUGACAUUUAAUCCUAGUAAGAAUUCCCUGUCUUAGGUCAGUUAGGAUCACCACUUUAUUUUAAGAAUGUGAAAUGUCAGAAUAAUAGUAGAGAGAUUUAUUUAUUUCAGCUUUUAUUUCUUUCAUCACAUUUCCAGUGGGUCAGAAGUUUACAUACACUCAAUUAGUAUUUGGUAGCAUUGCCUUUAAAUUGUUUAACUUGGGUCAAACGUUUUGGGUAGCCUUCCACAAGCUUCCCACAAUAAGUUGGGUGAAUUUUGGCCCAUUCCUCCUGACAGAGCUGGUGUAACUGAGUCAGGUUUGUAGGCCUCCUUGCUCGCACACGCUUUUUCAGUUCUGCCCACAAAUUUCUAUAGGAUUGAGGUCAGGGUUUUGUGAUGGCCACUCAAUACCUUGACUUUGUUGUCCUUAAGCCAUUUUGCCACAACUUUGGAAGUAUGCUUGGGGUCAUUGUCCAUUUGGAAGACCCAUUUGCAACCAAGCUUUAACUUCCUGACUGAUGUCUUGAGAUGUUGCUUCAAUAUAUCCACAUAAUUUUCCUUCUGCAUGAUGCCAUCUAUUUUGUGAAGUGCACCAGUCCCUCCUGCAGCAAAGCACCCCCACAGCAUGAUGCUGCCACCCCCGUGCUUCACGAUUGGGAUGGUGUUCUUUGGCUUGCAAGCCACCCUCUUUUUCCGCCAAACAUAACAAUGGUCAUUAUGGCCAAAACAGUAUUUUUGUUUCAUCAGACCAGAGGACAUUUCUCCAAAAAGUACGAUCUUUGUCCCCAUGUGCAGUUGCAAACCGUAGUCUGUCUUUUUUAUGGCGGUUUUGGAGCAGUGGCUUCUUCCUUGCUGAGCUGCCUUUCAGGUUAUGUCGAUAUAGGAGUCGUUUUACUGUGGAUAUAGAUACUUUUGUACCGGUUUCCUCCAGCAUCUUCACAAGGUCAUUUGCUGCUGUUCUGGGAUUGAUUUGCACUUUUCGCACCAAAGUACGUUCAUUUCUAGGAGACAGAACGCGUCUCCUUCCUGAGCGGUAUGACGGCCGCGUGGUCCCAUGGUGUUUAUACUCGCGUACUAUUGUUUGUACAGAUGAACAUGGUACCUUCAGGCGUUUGGUAAUUGCUCCCAAGGAUGAACCAGACUUGUGGAAACUACAAAAAAAAAUUCUGAGGUCUUGGCUGAUUUCUUUUGAUUUCCCCAUGCUGUCAAGCAAAGAGGCACUGAGUUUGAAGGUAGGCCUUGAAAUACACCCACAGGUAAAUGAUGUCAAUUAGCCUAUCAGAAGCUUCUAAAGCCAUGACAUCAUUUUCUGGAAUUUUCCAAGCUGUUUAAAGGCACAGUCAAUUUAGUGUAUGUAAACUUCUGACCCACUGGAAUUGUGAUACAGUGACAUUAUAAGUGAAAUAAUCUGUCUGUAAACAAUUGUUGGACAAAUUACUUUUGUCAUGCACAAAGUAAUGUCCUAACCAACUUGCCAAAACUAUUGUUUGUUAACAAGAAAUUUGUGGAGGGGUUGAAAAACAAGUUUUAAUGACUCCAACCUAACUGUAUGUAAACUUCCGACUUCAACUGUAUAUGGUCCCCUCUGUCAGUUGGAUCCGUGUAAGACUGUCUGGUUUCCUCACACUGUCUGUCCCCUUCUCCUCUGCAGAGUAUGACUCCCAGAAAGAGGAGAUUACAAACACAAUCAAGGCCAACUACGAGAAGGUUCUCAGCACAGAGCGCACGCUCAAGACUCAGGUAAGACACUUCAACCUUUGACUGUUUACUUUACUGAACAUUACACCAAUAGUUCUGAGCUCCUUUGACCUCAUAUUUACACCUCGAACACAACCCCAUAGUUCUUCCAUUCAACGUUUUUAAACCUCAACCCGUUGCCCUACUUUGUUAAACCUCAACCCUACCUCAACCGGUUGCCCAGUUUUGUUAAAGAUAAACCUCAACCUUACCUCGACCGGUUGCACCAUUUUGUUAAACCUGAACGUCAACCUUACCUCAACCGAUUGCCCCAUUUGAUCCCUCCAGGCGGUGAACAAGCUGGCAGAGAUCAUGAACAGGAAGGACAUGAAGCUUGACACCAAGAAGAAGGGCAGCACGACCGACCUGAGGAAGAAGGAGAAGGAGAACCGCAAGCUGCAGCUGGAGCUCAACCAGGAGCAGGAAAAGUUCAACCACAUGGCCAUCAAGUACCAGAAGGAGCUCAGCGAGAUGCAGGCGGUCAGUAAUAAUGCAUUAAACACUCAGUCUCUGUCAAUUUGACAGUAGGGUCUAAUUGGUCUCAAAAUCAUCUAACGAUGAUCCUUUUAACCUUUUAAUUAAUAUUAUUCUUUCAAAUCAAACCAACAAAAGCGAACUUUCUUUUAGGUAAGACAGAAAGGUAAGACAGUCACUGCACCUUCAAGUUGGAUUUAGUAAAAUAAAUUCCUAAUUUAGAACAGAGCUAAACUCAAUAGUGAAAGGAAGCACUACAUCCCCACUUGAAGGUGCAGUGCUUCUGAUCUUCCCUGAAUUAACUGCAUAUUCAUCACUGCGUAUUCUGCUUGCCUCUCUCUUCUACAACAGCAACUGUCGGAGGAGUGCACGUACCGCAACGAGCUGCAGAUGCAGCUGGACAGCAAGGAGAGUGACAUCGAGCAGCUGAGGGAGAAGCUCAACGACCUGCAGCUGCGCAUGGACAACUCCAGCGUCAUCAGCCUGCAGACGGACGAGACGGACAGCAACAUCGCCGGUAAGGUCACUGUGGGGUCAACUAACUAAAGGUGGCUGUGUCAAAGGACCGGCUAGGCCAAAGAUGCUCAAUCCUGCUCCUGACAAGCCACACACACACGACUCAGCUAAUGAAGGUGUUGAAGGUGUGAUGGUAUUAAGCUGGGACAAAUCUACAGGAUGACGGCUAUCCAGGAGCAGGAUUUUGGAUCACUUAACUAGAUGUUUGGUCCAUCAGGCUAGCUUUAAUGGUCAAUCAAGAUUUUAAAUAUAAUCAUUCAAUUCUAGCCAUUCCAAAUAAUUUUAUUUGAUUAGGAUCUCUUUUAGUCCUCAUUUGGACUCAUUUGGACUAAUACAAUUUACAAUACAAUUAAAUAUAUAAUGAAUAUAUAAUUGAGUGUUUGAGUUCUGACAGUAUGGCUGUGAAGCAGGAAAGUAAGUAUAGAAGAAUGCUUAUUAGCAUCUUUCUCAACCCACCUGGUUCAAGUGUCUGCCAACGAUGUUUGCUGUACAUUGAAUUCCUGAAUGUGUCAAUGGUUAAAGUCCUCUCUCAUCUCUUAUUCCCCAUGUCCAGUUGGUUCUCCUUGCUCUCCUCCUUACCUUUGUGUCUUCUAUUAUUUUCUUUCUGUGAGUAACUCUGAGUCGGGGGACCCUCAUUGUGCCUGGCCUGUGCUACUGUCUUUUGUCUUGUGUUUUCGUUUUCUCUCUUGUUGUGGUGAAAAGGGUAUCCCGCUUGUAUGCUCUCACCAACACUUUUGAAAGGCCAUUCUGACUGACAGAAGGAACAGUUAAAGACACUUUUUGGGGUCUUUUAACCAAGUUGUACCAGGCUGGAGGCAUUUUCAUUUACUAACCAUGAAUCAUCAUUCACAUAAGCCAUUUGUAGGGGGAAAUUAACCAAUUACAGUAUAGAACUUCAUCUAACAUUAUUUCAGAACAAAUGAUGACUGUACCAUAUCAAUUAGCCUUCUGUAGGUAAUCAGUUUCAUUUGUUGUCAGCUGUACAUUUAUUUUGUAGCAGGACAAGCUAUCAUGCAAUCUGAAUGACUCCUAAAGUAAAGUGACUACAUGAGAGGUUAGCUACUGUAACACUAGACAAAAACAACAAUGGUUUAACCCAUCACUCUGAGCACCUUUCAAAACAUGUCUGGAGACCAUGAACCAAACUGUUCCUUUUGGUUCCCUGUCCCUUGUUCUACAAACAAACACUCACCGUUUUACGUUAUGUUGUGUUGGUAUGAUCACCUCAGAACAGGAGCAAUGCCUUUUCAGAACCAACGAAAUCUCACACACUUCAAGUGAAGCUUUUGAUCAGUUCACUCUUCUUUUGUAGCUUGUUGUUGUGCCAAAGCAUGCUCUUUAGAUUGAGUUGGUAACACUUUAACAUAAUGGAUAGGUACACUACAUGACCAAAGGUAUGUGGACACCUGCUCGUCGAACAUCUCAUUCCAAGAUCAUGGGCAUUAAUAUGGAGUUGGUCCCCCCUUUGCUGCUAUAACAGCCUCCACUCUUCUGGGAAGGAUUUCCACUAGAUGUUGGAACAUUGCUGCGAGGACUUGCUUCCAUUCAGCCACAAGAGCAUUAGUGAGGUUGGGCACUGAUGUUGGGUGAUUAGGCGUGGCUCGCAGUCAGCGUUCCAAUUCAUCCCAAAGGUGUUCGAUUGGGUUGAGGUCAGGGCUCUGUGCAGGCUAGUCAAGUUAUUCCACACUGAUCUCGACAAACCAUUUCUGUAUGGACCUCGCUUUGUGCACAGGGGCAUUGUCAUGCUGAAACAGGAAAGGGCCUUCCCCAAACUGUUGCCACAAAGUUGGAAGCACAGAAUCGUCUAGAAUGUCAUUGUAUGCUGUAGCGUUAAAAUGGAACUAAGGGACCUAGCCCGAACCAUGAAAAACAGCCCCAGACCUUUAUUCCUCCUCCACCAAACUUUACAGUUGGCACUAUGCAUUGGGGCAGGUAGCGUUCUCCUUGCAUCAGCCAAACCCAGAUUCGUCCGUCGGACGUUUCCAUGGCUCAGAGUCCAAUGGCGGCGAGCUUUACACCACUCCAGCCAUCGCUUGGCAUUGCGCAUGGUGAUCAUAGGCUGCUCGGCCAUGGAAACCCAUUUCAUGAAGCUCCCGAUGAACAGUUCUUGUGCUGACGUUUGUGCUUCCAGAGGCAGUUUGGAACUCAGUAGUGAGUGUUGCAACCGAGGACAGACGAUUUUUACGCGAUACGCGCUUCAGCACUCGGCGGUCCCGUUCUGUGAGCAUGUGUGGCCUACCACUUCAUGUUUCCACUUCACAAAAAUAGCACUUACAGUUGACCUGCUCUAGCAGGGCAGAAAUUUGACGAACUGACUUGUUGGUAAGGUGGUAUCCUAUGACGGUGCCACAUUGAAAGUCACUGAGCUCUUCAGUAAGGCCAUUCUACUGCCAAUGUUUGUCUAUGGAGAUUGCAUGGCUGUGUGUUUGUUAUAAACCUGUCAGCAACGGGUGUAGCUGAAAUAGCCAAAUCCACUAAUUUGAACGGGUGUCCACAUACUUUUGUAUAUAUAGUGUAUCUUCAAUUAUAUAGGCUACAGGCUCUGUCCUCUUUGUGACGGGAGACUGAGGCAUCAGAAGCUCCAUGUUGGACAGAACCAUUUAAAUGAAAAUUGGCUAGUGAUUCUAAUUAUAUGGAUAGAACGUCCAUUAUCUGUCAGCCAUUGACUGAAUAGAACAUUAUUUUACAACACAUCUAUCUAACCUCUUGAUCAUGGAGUUGAAGCUACUCCAUGAUAUCUAACUUGCUGGAUAAAUAACAUGGAUAUUACAUGCUUUAGUGAUUUCCAAACACUCAGACUUUCUGUAUAUCCCUGUAUGCAUGGGAUCUAAAACUACUGAGCUUGAAGUAGCAGCAUGGGAUAUUUAACUCCUGUCUGUCACAUAAACUACAGUUAUUUUAAAGUGUAACCUGGGCAUAGAGAUGCUCAGUUAGUUGAACUUGAAACUACUAAGUUAGUAUGGCCCAGCCUUGUCACUUUUCUGUUCUUCCCCCAGUUAAGUUUGAAUUUGAUCACUGCAUGGCGUUUUGGGGACAGCGUUACCCACAGGCUUGGUUUUCAUUUGUGUCAAUCUUGUGUGUCUAUGUAGAAUCCAGACUGGAAGGGUGGCUGUCCAUUCCUAAUAAACCUAAUAUCAAACGAUAUGGCUGGAAGAAGCAGGUAUGUCACCUGGAAGCUUUUCAUCAAUUUACUGACAUUAACUGACAUGCAACACAUGAAUUCAUAUUGAAUGGCACAAUGUGGGUUGUGCUGAUGGUGCUGCCUAGUGCCUACUCCUUUGGGCCAACACGAUUCUUCCUAACAUUAUUUAUUGAUUCUAUUUUUCCUCAGUAUGUGGUGGUGAGCAGUAAGAAGAUUCUGUUCUACAAUGAUGAACAGGACAAAGAACAGUCCAACCCCUCCAUGGUACUAGAUAUCGAGUAAGUAUGCUUGUUUUAUGAGUUUGGAUUUAAUUUUCAUUCACUUUACACUAGCAAUUUGUUUUGGGGACAAAAUAUCAGUCUUAGCAGUUUUUGUGAUAAUUAUUGCUUAAUCAUAAAAUAGAUCAUGUAACAGUUUGUCUGAGACGGUGUAUUCUGGUACCCAAUCAUCAGUCAUUGCUUGUUGUGUGCAGCAAACUGUUCCACGUGCGUCCAGUCACCCAGGGUGAUGUGUACCGAGCAGAGACCGAGGAGAUCCCCAGGAUAUUCCAGGUAGGAAGGAACCUUCUGACCUGACCAAUCAACUUUAUAACCCAUUGUCUUACGUCGGAUAGCACAACGACCGUCUGCACUGAUGGUUCAUGGCAACGCGGUCGUGUUAGAAUGACCCAGAGGCCUUCUGACCUAAACCAAUCAGAUGAAUCAGCUCAGUCUUUUUUUGUUCUUUAGUCGCCUUACUUGCCCAUUCUCAAAAGAAUGAUUACAAUCCCAUUUUAGAUUUUGACAGCUGUCUUGAGUGUGGACUCUAUUCUACAUGCACAAUUAGUCAUUAAGCAGACUCCUUUUUCCCCCCAGAGAGACUUUCAAUGAGCUAUUCAACUUUUCAAUGUGCGUUUCAGUAGUAUACAAUCCUUUUCUUUAACGAGUCGGACACGAAGGAUUUACUGCUGAUACCAGACCAGGCCCAAAUCCCUGUCAUUCACAUGAAGAAGAGACGCCGAUACAGGGGACGCAGGUCCGGGUGCCUUGUAAGAAUUAGUCGGCGAGUGGGUAACCCGCCUCUACCAUCUGUCAUAUUGACCAACGUGCAAUCAUUGGAGAAUAAAUUGGAUGAGCUCAGUUUGAGACUAUCCUACCAACGGGACAUUAAAAACUGUAAUAUCUUAUGUUUCACUGAGUCGUGGCUGAACGACAACAUGGAUAAUAUACAGUUGACUGGGUUUUCCGUGCAUCGGCAAGACAGAACCGCUACCUCCGGUAAGACGAGGGGUGGUGGUCUGUGUCUAUUUGUCAAUAACAGCUGGUGUGCUAAAUCUAAUAUUAAGGAGGUCUUGAAGUUUUGCUCGCCUGAGGUAGAUAUCUCAUUAUCAGCUGUAGACUACACUAUUUACUAGGGGUGUAACGAUUCGUUUUAACAACGAUUCGAUUUGUAUCACGAUUCGUGGUUGUCGAUACGAUUGAAGGACGAUAUUGGUUCAUUUAGAACGAUACGAUCCGAAACGAUUCAGUGACUUGAAAUCGAUUCAGUAACCUUUUAGCCAAAAAUUCAACCAGUGUGACUGAAAUAAAUACCUGGAUACUGGACAGUGCAGGUGAAGUUUCCUAGAUUCCUGUUUCUUGUAAGGACCGCAAUGGUGGCUUGAUAAUUUCUCGCUCGUCGGCUUCUCCUCUGUCGUCCGCCAUGCUAUGUUUUGUUGUCUUUGCGCCUUUGCGCUGCUGCUGGCGCGGGGCGAUGACGUCACGGAUAGGCAGACUGAAUCGAGUAAUGUUUAAAGCCUUUAUCAUUAAAAGUGCUAAGAAAAAACAUCCAUAUAAAGUCUGACGUGCUUAAAUCCAAUGGGUUAUUUCCUAGUAUCGAUACAAUCGAUUUAUUACAUUUUAAAACGAUGUUAGAUUGAUAUAUGUUGUCCAAAAGGCCAACUCGCCGAGCACAGAUCGAUGUAGUUGUAUCAUAGGAAUAUAAAUCGAUACAUCGAUGUAGUAGAUGGAUCGUUACACCCCUACUAUUUACCAAGAGUUUGUAUCUAUAUUUUUCGUAGCUGUCUAUUUACCACCACAAACUGGUGCUGGCACUAAGACCGCAUUCAACGAGCUGUAUAAGGCCAUAAGCAAACAAGAAAAUGCUCAUCCAGAGGCGGCACUCCUAGUGCAGGGAAACUUAAAUCCGUUUUACCUCAUUUCUACCAGCCUGUCACGUGCAACCAGAGGAAAAAAAACUAGACCACCCUUACUCCACACACAGAGAUGCGUACAAAGCUCUCCCUCGCCCUCCAAUUGGCAAAUCUGUCCAUAAUUCCUGCUUACAAGCAAAAACUAAAGCAGGAAGUACCAGUGACUUGCUCAAUACGGAAGUGGUCAGAUGACUCAGAUGCUAAGCUACAGGACUGUUUUGCUAGCACAGACUGGAAUAUGUUCAGGGAUUCAUCCGAUGGCAUUGAGGAGUAUACCACAUCAGUCACAGGCUUCAUCAGUAAGUGCAUCGAUGAUGUCGUCCCCACAGUGACCGUACGUACAUACCCCAACCAGAAGCAAUGGAUUACAGGCAACAUCCACUCUGAGCUAAAGGGUAGAGCUGCCGCUUUCAUGGAGCGGCACUCUAACCCGGAUGCUUAUAAGAAAUCCCGCUAUGCCCUCCGACGAACCAUGAAACAGGCAAAGUGUCAAUACAGGACUAAGAUUGAAUCCUACUACACCGGCGCCGACGCUCGUCAGAAGUGGCAGGGCUUGCAAACUAUUACGGACUACAAUGGGAAGCCUAGCUGCGAGCUGCCCAGUGACACAAACUUACCAGACGAGCUAAAUGACUUCUAUGCGCGCUUCGAGGCAAGCAACACUGAAACAUGUAUGAGAGCACCAGCUGUUCCAGAUGACUGUGUGUUCACGCUCUCCCUAGCUGAUGUGAGUAAGACCUUUUAAACAGGUCAACAUUCACAAGGCCGCAGGGCCAGAUGGAUUACCAGGAUGUGUACUGUGCGCAUGCGCGGACCAACUGGCAAGUGUCUUCACUGACAUUUUCAACCUGUCGCAGCUCAGCAUUCAACACCAUUGUGCUCAAUACUAAGCUAAGGACCCUGGGACUAAACACCAUCCUCUGCAACUGGAACCUGGACUCCCUGACGCGCCGCCCCCAGGUGGUAAGGGUAGGCAACAACACAUCUGCCAUGCUGAUCCUCAACACGGGGGCCCAUCAGGGGUCCGUGCUUAGUCCCUUCCUGUACACCCUGUUCACUCAUGACUACGUGGCCAAGCACGACUCCAACACCAUUAAGUUUGCCGACGACACAACGGUGGUAGGCCUGAUCACCGACAACAAUGAGACCACCUAUAGGGAGGAGGUCAGAGACUUGGCAGUGUGGUGCCAGGACAACAACCUCUCCCUCAACGUGAUCAAGACAAAGGAGAUGAUCGUGGACUACAGGAAAAGGGGGGCAGAGCACGCCCCCAUUCUCAUCGACAGGGCUGUAGUGGAGCAGGAUGAGAGCUUCAAGUUCCUUGGUGUCCACAUCACCAACAAACUAUCAUGGUCCAAACACACCAAGACAGACGUGAAGAGGGCACGACAACGCCUAUUCCCCCCCAGGAGACUGAAAAGAUUUGGCAUGGAUCCUCAAAAAGUUAUACAGCUGCACCAUCAAGAGCAUCCUGACUGGUUUCGUCAUCGUCUGGUAUGGCAACUGCUCGGCCUCUGACCACAAGGCGCUACAGAGGGUAGCGCGUAUGGCCCAGUACAUCACUGGGGCCAAGCUUCCUGCCAUCCAGGACCUCUAUACCAGGCACCCUAGUCAUAGACUGUUAUCUCUGCUACCGCACGGCAAGGGAUACCGGAGUGCCAAGUCUAGGUCCAAAAUACUUCUUAACAGUUUCUAACCCCAAGCCAUAAGACUGCUGAACAGCUAAUUAAAUGGCUACCCAGACUAUUAGCAUUGCCCCCCCCCCCCCCCCCUUUAUUUUUUACGCUGCUACUCACUGUUUAUUAUCUAUGCAUAGUCACUUUACCCCUACCUACACGUACAUAUUACUUUAAUUACCUCGACUAACCUGUACCCCUGUACAUUGACUUGGUACCGGUACCCCCUGUAUAUACAGUGAGGGGAAAAAAGUAUUUGAUCCCCUGCUGAUUUUGUACGUUUGCCCACUGACAAAGAAAUGAUCAGUCUAUAAUUUUAAUGGUAGGUUUAUUUGAACAGUGAGAGACAGAAUAACAACAAAAGAAUCCAGAAAAACACAUGUCAAAUUUUUUUUUAAUUGAUUUGCAUUUUAAUGAGGGAAAUAAGUAUUUGACCCCCUCUCAAUCAGAAAGAUUUCUGGCUCCCAGGUGUCUUUUAUACAGGUAACGAGCUGAGAUUAGGAGCACACUCUUAAAGGGAGUGCUCCUAAUCUCAGCUUGUUACCUGUAUAAAAGACACCUGUCCACAGAAGCAUUCAAUCAAUCAGAUUCCAAACUCUCCACCAUGGCCAAGACCAAAGAGCUCUCCAAGGAUGUCAGGGACAAGAUUGUAGACCUACACAAGGCUGGAAUGGGCUACAAGACCAUCGCCAAGCAGCUUGGUGAGAAGGUUACAACAGUUGGUGCGAUUAUUGGCAAAUGGAAGAAACACAAAAUAACUGUCAAUCUCCCUCGGCCUGGGGCUCCAUGCAAGAUCUCACCUCGUGGAGUUGCAAUGAUCAUGAGAACGGUGAGGAAUCAGCCCAGAACUACACGGGAGGAUCUUGUCAAUGAUCUCAAGGCAGCUGUGACCAUAGUCACCAAGAAAACAAUUGGUAACACACUAUGCCGUGAAGGACUGAAAUCCUGCAGCGCUCGCAAGGUCCCCCUGCUCAAGAAAGCACAUAUACAGGCCCAUCUGAAGUUUGCCAAUGAACAUCUGAAUGAUUCAGAGGAGAACUGGGUGAAAGUGUUGUGGUCAGAUGAGACCAGAAUCGAGCUCUUUGGCAUCAACUCAACUCGCCGUGUUUGGAGGAGGAGGAAUGCUGCCUAUGACCACAAGAACACCAUCCCCACCGUCAAACAUGGAGGUGGAAACAUUAUGCUUUGGGGGGGGUUUUCUGCUAAGGGGACAGGACAACUUCACCGCAUCAAAGGGACAUUGGACGGGGCCAUAUACCAUCAAAUAUUGUGUGAGAACCUCCUUCCCUCAGCCAGGGCAUUGAAAAUGGGUCGUGGAUGGGUAUUCCAGCAUGACAAUGACCCAGAACACACGGCCAAGGCAACAAAGUAGUGGCUCAAGAAGAAGCACAUUAAGGUCCUGGAGUGGCAUAGCCAGUCUCCAGACCUUAAUCCCAUAGAAAAUCUGUGGAGGGAGCUGAAGGUUCGAGUUGCCAAACGUCAGCCUCGAAACCUUAAUGACUUGGAGAAGAUCUGCAAAGAGGAGUGGGACAAAAUCCCUCCAGAGAUGUGUGCAAACCUGGUGGCCAACUACAAGAAACGUCUGACCUCUGUGAUUGCCAACAAGGGUUUUGCCACCAAGUACUAAGUCAUGUUUUGCAGAGGGGUCAAAUACUUAUUUCCCUCAUUAAAAUGCAAAUCAAUAUAUUACAUUUUUUACAUGCGUUUUUCUGGAUUUUUUUGUUAUUCUGUCUCUCACUGUUCAAAUAAACCUACCAUUAAAAUGAUAGACUGAUCAUGUCUUUGUCAGUGGGCAAAUGUACAAAAUCAGCAGGGGAUCAAAUACUUUUUCCCUCACUGUAGCCUCGUUAUUGUUAUUUUGUUAGUUUCUUAGUUUAUUUAGUAAAUAUUUUCUUAACUCCAUUGUUGGUUAAGGGCUUGUAAGCAUUUCACUGUAAGGUCUACACCUGUUGUAUUCAGCGCAUGUGACAAAUAACAUUUGAUUUGAUUUAGAAAGCACAGCUUCAAACUACCACUUUCAUAAAAACCCAGAAAUGUUUAGAAGAGACUCAACAUCUGACUCACUCUAUUGUCUCCUCUCUUCAGAUCCUGUAUGCCAAUGAGGGGGAGUGCAGGAAGGAGGCCGACAUGGAGACUGUCUCGCAAGGGGACAAGACCAACUGUCUGCCACACAAAGGUCACGAGUUCAUUCCCACGAUCUACCACUUCCCCUCCAACUGCGAGGCCUGCACCAAGCCCCUGUGGAACGUCUUCAAGCCCCCACCCGCCCUGGAGUGCCGCCGCUGCCACGUCAAGUGCCACAAGGACCACCUCGACAAGAAGGAGGACGUCAUCGCCCCCUGCAAAGGUACGGUCAUGGCGGUUAGGUUAUAUUGACGAGACCUGACUCUGUGGUGAAAGGGGGAAAAUAUAUACUUAAAGGCCCAAUGCAGCCAUUUUUAUAUCAAUAUCAAAUCAGUUCCACCCAAAAACGAUAUUUUGUCAUUUGUUUCAUUAGUCCAUUGUUGAUAUAGUCCCAAAAUGUUUUGCAUGUCAGCAAUCAAGUUUUCAAGAUGUAUAACUUUCAAAAAACAGAAAUACAGCAGGUAUGAUGCAAAAUGCAUCAUAACGGCUGUAUUUCUGUAUUUUAAAAGAACACACAAUUUAAUAAUAUAACUUGAUUUUUGCUUUCGUUGAGUGGUAAAUGUUGGGUUAAAGGGGAGAUUAACUUCCACCACCUUAGGGUCGUCGAGACAUCUUGAGUUUGUGUUCUCAAUUUUCUACCUGCCUUUGUCUCCUCUAACCCCCCUCUCCUGCAGUGAACUACGAUGUGACCUCUGCCCGGGACAUGCUCCUGCUGGCCUUGACCCAAGAUGAGCAGAAGAAAUGGAUCGGCCACCUGGGCAAGAAGAUCCCCAAAACACCGCCCUCCUCCUUCCUGAGGGCGUCGCCCCGCACCCUGUCCACCCGUUCCGGAACCAACCAGUCCUUUCGCAAGAACCCCAAAAGCAUCACGGGCAAGCCAAG
This is a messenger RNA of Coregonus sp. 'balchen', 41123 nucleotides long. The record is from the annotation of a GenBank genome assembly. Lineage: Eukaryota; Metazoa; Chordata; Actinopteri; Salmoniformes; Salmonidae.